This is a messenger RNA of Drosophila miranda, 2983 nucleotides long. RefSeq lists its product as uncharacterized. Gene Ontology annotation, molecular function: protein-arginine N-methyltransferase activity. Gene Ontology annotation, biological process: peptidyl-arginine methylation. Bases 107 to 2167 code for a protein of 686 amino acids. The transcript is spliced from 2 exons. The record is from RefSeq and is a predicted model, not a curated record. NCBI's taxonomy places the organism in Eukaryota, Metazoa, Arthropoda, Insecta, Diptera, Drosophilidae.
AUAUCACAGAUAAGAGUUGGCCACACUGCAACGACCGAUCGACUGCCAUUUUAUCCACAACACAACACUGCCAGAAGCUACUCAAAUUUUCGUUUGAACCGCAACAAUGCGUGGAAAUAAGGAAAGCAAGAAAAAAGUGGAAACGAAUGCCAACGGCGCCAUCAAGAAGGCUCCGCAACCUGGCUUGGGGGAUUUCCAUCACCAUGUGGUUAAUAAUGAUAAAGUGCAUGCAGAACUACAGCUGAAAAGCCCAUGCCGAGCAUUAGAGCGUGAACUUGGCGUAAUGUGCGAGAGCAGGACAGCAAGCAGUUCAAGGGGAUGCGGCGCCAACGACAGGGAGCAGAAAAUCUCCAGCGGGAUGCCAAGGGCUACCCAAGUGCCACCAAAACCCUUGGGACAGUUAUCGACACCUGAAAUUAAUGGCCACAACAUCUCUAACAAAGUACCCGAGUCGGUUGAAGCCGGUUCGGUACGGAAAAUGUACGGAAACCGGAACAGAAAGAAACCAGAAGACCCAUGUGAUGUUUCCCAGCGAGCAACGCCUGAAAUGAAUUGUCACGAGGUCCCAUACGUCCACAAUAUCUAUAGCGAAAUAUCCGAGCUGUACCCGAAACCUUCUGGACAGAGUGUCCCAUUCGUACCCCAAAGACGCGGCGGCGGGUCCACUGGCAAAAUGAGACGCGGAAAAGAGGACAACUUUAACGGAAUAGACCAAAAGCCACUAAAUAACUGGGAAAAAGCACUAGCUGCAAUGUAUGGGCAUGGAAACUCCGACGUCCACAUCUACCGCGGAGUAUCCGAGCUGUUUCCGGAACCUUCGACCCAGAGCCAGAGUAGCCCAUUCGUACCCCUGAGAGUGGCCAACAACUACAAACAGAUCAGCCGCGUGGAAGGAGAACCCUCCAAGGCUCGGAUACCCUGUGUACAGGCACGCAAAGAGCCGCAAAUCAAAAUUAUGAAGAGGCCGGAGCCAGACAAAGUUACGUUCACAAUUAAGAAUGAGCCGAUCCGUGGACUGCCCCGCGGUAAGGUCAGAGUGCGAUCCUGCCACCCAAAAGCGCCGCCAGCGCGUUGCGUGCCGAAGGAACUGGAGCAGGUGGAUCGCAUGACAUCGGCAGACUUCCGGCACGACAAUAACGCCCACGUGCUGAACAUGCGCACGCAGCUCAAAAACCAGGACCACAUGCACUACUUUGCGAUGGUCAUCAGAGAGAACGCGCAUCUGUUCAAGGGGCGCGUCAUCCUCGUCCUGUCCUGCGGCGUGGGCACCUUGGCCCUGAUGGCCGCCCGCAUUGGGGGGGCGAAGCGUGUGUACGCCGUGGACCACUCGAUGGUGACUAACUAUGCGGAGCUGGUGGUGAAGCAGAAUCACUUCGAGCACACCGUGAAAGUGCUGCACGGGCGCAUGGCCGAUCUGAAGCUGCCCGAGAAAGUGGACGGAAUUGUGUGCAACUGGAUGGGGCACUCGCUGCUGUUCAACUCUGAGAUCCUGGAGGUGCUCGAGGCACGGGAUCGCUGGCUGAAGAAGAAUGGAUUCAUACUGCCCGAUCUGGGGGCUCUCUAUCUGGUGGGAGCCGCGGAGCCAGAGCUGAAGGGCCUUUGCGACUGGUGGCGGAGCGUCUACAGCUUCAAAAUGAACGCCAUGCGUCGGUGUGCCAUCUCCGAGCCUCGUUACGCGAAGACCCACGCCGGCUGUGUCCUAACCCUCGCCCAUCGCGUGCUGGCGCUCAAUCUGAAGAGGGCCACCACGGAGGAUCUACAGAUAGAUCGCGAUAUACGGCUGAAGGUCACCAAGGAUGGGCACCUAGAGUGCUUCACUCUGUACUUCGAUGUGGCGUUCAGCCAAUGCCAUCGACAGCGCACCCUCAGCUGCAAUCCCUGUCUCGCCAGCGGUUACAAUUCGCUCUGGCUGCAGACGGUUCUCUUCGUCGAAAGGUCCUUUGUGCUCCGUGAGAACCUGCACUACGCGGGUCGCUUCAUCUUCCGCCCCUUGGAGAGAUCCGACACAAAUCAGUUCGAGAUUGUCAUCAAGCUCUCUGAGAGCGGGCGCUUCGAGGGGGAAAUGCCGGGUUUCUUUGGCAAUCGUUUGGUCAGCAAGCGCUGGCUGAUGAUGGACCGCCACCAGACGGUGGCCGAGGUGGACAGCUGUCAGGACGAGGAUAAUUGAGUGUAAGAGUCAUAUAUUAUAUGCUUAUGAUCGCUUCUUCCCUUCGUCCAUCGAUCGCAGGGAUCAAUUUAUAUGUAGAGUGCGCGCAGAUGCGCUCCAGGCACGUGAGCUUUUGGCUGCUCAACACCAGCAGCAACCAUCAUUCCAUCUCCAUCAUCACAAUAAUAAGCAAAAACAUUACCACCAUCAGCAUCAGCAGCAACGCAUGACAACUCGAAAGACGCAAAGCUCCAGCUUUGCACUUGCACCGGCACCGGCACCGGUUGUACAGCACUUAACAACAAGAAUAAGAAUAGUAUUAGUAGUAAUGUAUGGCAACACGGGGAGCAGGAGCUCUUCCUCAUUGCCUUCGAGUGGCACAGCAACGACCACCAUCAACAUUACCAACAUCUGCAGCAGUACGGACAGGAUCGUCAUCUGCAGAUCAGGAGUAGCUACCAGCAAUCGGAGAUGACCAGAUCCAAACACCAAACCGCCGCCCAAUAAGACUGAGGAAUGUGCCCGAGCAAAUCUCGGCGGUCUGUGAUUCAAGGCCUCCGCCACGGGUGGCAUCAGCAGCGACUCGUCAACGUACACAGCCUCCGCGGUCUCCACCUCUAAGCCUAAGCCGAACGCCAUAACCAAGUUCCUCUCACGCAUCAGAUCUCGAAAGUCUCCGCCGGCUUAUUUUUAAAAUACCGUAUAUAUACGUACUGUUCGUAGGUACAUUGUGCUCGUGUCUUAAAUCGUGAUCAGCGAUAAGCGCUAAUCCUAAUCUUUAAUCAGUGAUGCGAAAAAAUGGUGUUUAUAAAUUUGAAUAAAUCUAUUAAAAAGAUU